This is a messenger RNA of Elaeis guineensis (African oil palm), 1919 nucleotides long. NCBI's taxonomy places the organism in Eukaryota, Viridiplantae, Streptophyta, Magnoliopsida, Arecales, Arecaceae. The record is from RefSeq and is a predicted model, not a curated record.
CAGUUUCCGAGAGACAUGCGGACAUAAAUACUCUUAUUUUUGGGUUUCCUUCUCCCGAGGGAGAUCUCUGCUUCUCGGGAAGCUCUCCGAUAAGAAUCAGCAGGAGUAGGAGAUUCCCGAAUGUAAAAAUCGGAUCUUUUGUCUGGUUUUAUUCUAAAUAUGCGAUUUUGGAUUUGUUCUGAGGGAAGUAAAGUAGUUUUGCUGGAAUUCGAACUCCCACAAGGUAAAGAUCGGAUUUUUUUUCACUUAUUUGAUCUAAAGAUGCCAUCUUGAACAUGUUCUAAAUGAAGUAGUUUUGCUCGAAUUUCGUCGCGUUCUUGAUGAGGAACUGGUAUUGGAUUGAGUGGAAUACUUGGGAUUGAAGUCGCCAGAAGUGCACAAAAAAAAAAAAACUCUUUUUUGGCUGCUCUUUUGAUCUGGUUAAGAUGCAAGCUGCAGUUUUGCCAUCGGAGGAUGGCAAGGAUGCGCCGCAGAGGACCCAAUCAAGGGUUUUUCCGUCGAGGAUUCUCCAGCUUCUCACGCUGUUCGUGGUUCUGGCUUCCGUAUUCUUUGUCCUCAGCAUGUAUAUGACUCGGUAUUUUGACCUUCAGACGAUUAAAUCCCAAGCUCGCCCUGUCGUCAAGUCCUGCGUCGUGGAGGAGCAGACUGAUCUUAGACGUUGGAUCAAGCCUCCGCGCACCCUGAUGCACAACAUGAGCGAUGAGCAGCUCUUUUGGCGUGCUUCGUUUGCUCCUCAGGUGAAGAAGUAUCCGUUUCAGAGGGUUCCCAAGGUUGCCUUCUUGUUCUUGACUAGAGGACCUCUGCCACUGUCUCCACUUUGGGAGAGGUUCUUUGAAGGGCAUGAGGAGCUUUACUCCAUUUACAUCCAUUCCCUGCCAGGUUACCAGCCCGACUUCCCGCCAUCCUCAGUCUUUUAUAAGAGGCAGAUCCCUAGUAAGGUAACUGAGUGGGGGAAGAUGAGCAUGUGUGAUGCGGAGAGGCGGCUACUUGCCAAUGCAUUGCUUGAUCUAUCCAAUGAACGGUUUGUCCUGCUUUCCGAGUCGUGCAUUCCUCUAUACAACUUCAGCAUUACCUACCGAUACUUGAUGAGGUCCAGGUACAGUUUUGUUGGAUCAUUUGAUGACCCCGGUCCUCAUGGAAGGGGGCGGUACAACCUGAGGAUGAAACCUGAGGUCAACAUUGCACAAUGGCGUAAAGGGGCUCAGUGGUUUGAAGUGAAUCGAAAACUUGCGAUCAACAUAAUCAGUGAUGCCAAAUAUUACCCAAAGUUUAGAGAUUUCUGCAAGCCAGGAUGCUAUGUGGAUGAGCACUACUUUCCCACCAUGCUGGCAAUAGAGUCACCACAUCUUAUGGCAAAUAGAUCUGUCACCUGGGUGGACUGGUCGAGGGGUGGGGCACACCCUGCAACCUUUGGAAAGCGAGAUAUUACUGAAGCAUUUUUAAAGAAGAUUCUUGAGGGCAAGAGUUGUUUUUACAACGCCCAGCCCUCGUCAGUUUGUUUCCUCUUUGCUCGGAAGUUUGCUCCAAAUGCCUUGGAGCCUUUGCUCCAACUUGCACCCAGUUUGCUUGGGUUUAAAUAAUUAGCAGUGAAGCAAAGCAGAAACAACGCAGGUUCACAGCAGCAUGAUACUCAAUUAGGUUUAUGAGGAGGUGUUCACGAGAGUUUUUAGAAAUUAUUAGAUAAUUUUACGGCCAAAAUAUAUAUUCAAGUAAAUAGUUAAAUAUAUAGCCAAUUUUCUUAAAUACAGCAAUUAACCAGAUGCAAGGUUUACCAUACAAAUCAGAUUACAUGUUAAAAUUUGCAAUUUUUCUUGUACGGGUAAUCCAUUCUUUUUCUUAUUAACAUCAUGUUUUAAGAUUCUUUCACUGACAGCCUUUACAAUAUUUAUUUUUACUCUUAUUAUAAUUUUAGGUUUUUG